AUGACUGGUUCGUUGAGUGAUAGCUUUGAUAAUGGCAGCAACCCUUAUUGCUUACACCAAUCCGAUAAUCCUGGCAUGGUUCUGGUUACGCAGAUUUUGACCAACGAUAAUUUCCAUAGUUGGAGGAGAUCAAUGAUGCUUGCUCUUUCUGCAAAGAACAAACUGGGUUUUGUUGAUGAGUCGAUUCAGGCUCUUGAUUCUUCUUCACCGGAGAGGUUUAGUGCAUGGACUAGGGCUAAUAGCUUUGUGAAUUCUUGGAUCUUGAACUCUGUCUCCAAAGAUAUUACUGUGAGUUUGCUUUAUCAUACUACUGCGGCAGAAAUUCGGAAAGAUCUUGUUGAACGUUUUCAGCAAUCUAAUGGCCGAAGGUUAUUCCAGUUGAAGAACAAGUUAAAUGAUUUGGUGCAAGGCUAA
Messenger RNA from Hibiscus syriacus, 414 nucleotides. RefSeq lists its product as uncharacterized. The transcript has a single exon. The coding region runs from base 1 to 414 and encodes 137 amino acids. The record is from RefSeq and is a predicted model, not a curated record. NCBI's taxonomy places the organism in Eukaryota, Viridiplantae, Streptophyta, Magnoliopsida, Malvales, Malvaceae.